AUGGAGUUCGUGCUGAAAGCCAUUCGCGCUAAGCAGUACCGCGGCGAGGACGGUCAAACAUUUAAACUCAACGGCCAGAUGCUCACCACAUCCCUGAAGGGCGCCGUGAUGCUGCCAUCAGUUCCACCUUCGAAAGCCGGCCUGGGGCCCCAAGGGGGCCAUGGGCCCCAAAGCUCAGAAAGGCCUCUUUGCCCUGGUGUGAGCGGCCCUAAUCCCGAGAUGGUGGCCGUCGACACCUUGGAGGCAGUUCGCCAACUUGCUCAGGAUGGCAUGUUCAACCCUGCCGUGCUGGUGUUUGCGAGCGACACGAACCCGGGUGGGAGCCGGAAGGGAGCAAACCUCGGCACCCAAGAGGAAGCGCUGUGUCGGCAGUCCACGUUGCGGCCGGCGCAGGAGCAGUUGACGUAUCCCAUUCCACUGAUGGGCGUGGCGUACGUGCCCCAGGUCCAGGGACUGCUGCCCUCGGGCAUCGUGGUGUUUGGUGCUAUUUGCGCAGCGCUGCGCCAGUGCUUGGCCGGUGAGAGCCCAACAGGCAAAGAGAUGCAGUUCCUGGAGGCCAAGGUGGCCAGCGUGCUUGGGACCGCUGCGGCCUUUGGCCACAAGAGUCUGGUGUUGGGCGCCUGGGGCUGCGGUGCCUUCGGCAAUCCACCGGAGGUGGUUUCGCGGGCCUUUGCCACGCAGCUUCGCUCGCCCGCCUUCGAUGGCGCCUUCGAGCGUGUCAUAUUCGCGAUCCCUGACGACGAGCUGCGCCAAGCGUUCGAUUCAGCCUUUGCGGCAGCAUCAUAG
Molecule: messenger RNA, 786 nt
Organism: Symbiodinium natans
Lineage: Eukaryota; Dinophyceae; Suessiales; Symbiodiniaceae
Source: the annotation of a GenBank genome assembly